This is a messenger RNA of Prionailurus viverrinus (fishing cat), 2103 nucleotides long. RefSeq names its product translation initiation factor IF-2-like. The transcript is spliced from 2 exons. Lineage: Eukaryota; Metazoa; Chordata; Mammalia; Carnivora; Felidae. Bases 925 to 1788 code for a protein of 287 amino acids. The record is from RefSeq and is a predicted model, not a curated record.
GACACAGCGUGGGGGCGAGGGCGAAGAUAACUGGGAAGGACGUGGGAGGAGUGGGCUUUUGCGGGGCAGGUGCCGGGAAAAUCCUGCGUCCCGCGUCAGUGGCCUUACCCUUGAGAACUCGCUCCUAAAGGGGUUUGUACCUCCGGGAAACCAUGGAGCAGCAGGUGCACAGUUGUCUUGGGGGCGGGAGAUGAAAUUUUUAAAAAGGGUCGAGAGCAAACUCUCGACCAUCGCCAGGUAUAAAUGUUAACACGAAAUUUUGCGUGUUGGGGAAAGGUUUUAAAGGAGUCAGCUAACCAGGCAAGGCCCUCUGCAAAAGGAAACUCGAAUCUCUUAUAAAGAGCGGAUUUCUUCUUCUCAGCUUGCCUUAUCAAUCAGUCAACCUUACAUUAUUUGGCGUCCCUGUAGUUCUAGAAGACGAACCUCUAUUUACUCUCGAGUGGGGUCAGCCGCACUCGUCCUGUCUCCAGUCCAACGUAAGUGUGUGUCUUGCCUCCAUCCUCUGCUGUACAGCUGAGUCCUAAGACUCCCUCUCACUCUUGUAAACACUGUGUGCCCACGAACCGAUCGGAGAAUGCUUGCGCUUCAGAUACAGGAGAAGGGGGAGGAAAGGAAGAGGAAAAGGGGAAGAAAUCGCACGCCCUAAGUGCAACCUUUUUUACGCAAAACAUCAGUUCUUUCUGUAUCCCGUUUCAGCCAGGCGAUGGAUGGAAAGUUCCGACGGCGGUGCUCCGUUCUGGACCCUGUCCUUAAGUUGCCUGCCUUCCUGGGGCCGGUGGUGGCCCUUCCAGGCAGCUCUCUGGGCCCAAGGACUGUCAUACUCCAAGACAGUCGGCUUCCCAAGACGCUGAUUUGGCUGGAGUGCUGAAAUCUGCCCCAGCAGUCACUGGCCGGCGGACUUCCCGGUGCUCCCGUUCGGGCAUCAUGGUUAAUAUUAACCUCCACUAUCAGGCUCCCCGGGUUUGGACGAAAGAGCCUGCGGGGCGCCGCUUUUCGGACUUCCCUCCGGCUGGAGAGAUGUCCGCACUCUGGGGGUUGGGAAGCAAGUCCACCCCCAGCCGAGGCGGACGUGAACGGAGGAGAGGCCUUCCUGGAGGCGGCGGCGCGGCGCCGGGCUCUGGCGGUACCCGCCUGGCCACCGGAACCGGCUCCCCCGCCCCCACUCCUAACCGCAGGCGGCCGCGGGGUCGAGUACUUGACCUUCCCCCCCCCCCCCCCCCCCGCCCCGAGCAGGGCAUCCCCGCGGGCCGGCCGCUGCGGUCCCCCAUAAGCGGGCGGCCACUGGCCCGACUGCCAGGGGGCGGGACGCGCCCCCAGCCGCCCACGCGGGACUCGUCUGAUGCAGGAUCCGGCCUUCUGCACCGUGUGCGGGUGCCUCGGGGCCGUCCGGCGACCCCUACACCCUCGCGACUCCGCGGGGCCCCCUCCGGCCACAGGCACCCGGGCUUGGCCCCCCCAAGCCCCGGGCCUGGCCGCGUGGAGCCUGGCCGCUUGGAGCCUCGCGGCGCCCGCCAGCGCCCCCUAGCGCCCCGCGCGCGUCCCAUGGCGGGAAGCCCUCCCUGCGCACCGGCCGCGGCUGCCCGGCCUCCUCCCGAGGCGCUGCCCUGCCCCGACGGCGCGCACCGACCCAGCCGCGGCCUCCCGCGGGGCCGCUCGGGCGCGGGCUCGAGUCCUCGCCUCUGUCCCCCGGCGUCCGUUGCCAGUGCACGGAGCGUUGCCGCAGCCGCCACAACGCGCGAAACGUUCCUGGCUUUCUCACAACCGACGUUUGAGCGAGAACAACGUUGAACGUUGUUAGCAUCCCAAAGGCGAGGCACCGGGCGCCUGGGUGGCUCGGUCGAUUGGGCGGCCGACCUCGGCUCCGGCUCAGGUCUAGAUCUCAAGGUGUGUGAGUUCGAGCCCGGCGCCGGGCUCUGUGCUGACAGCUCGGAGCCUGGAGGCCUGCUUCGGAUUCUGUGCCUCCCUCUCCCGCUGACCCUCCCCAUGGUGGCUCUCUGUCUCUCCCUCUCUCUCUCUCAAAAGUGAAUAAACAUUAAAAGAAAGGAGAUGUGCCCUGCUUAACGUAUAUAAAACCCACCCUUUCCCAUUUUCUGUAUAUGCACU